Messenger RNA from Suricata suricatta (meerkat), 1345 nucleotides. It is a transcript of the gene SELENOV, whose product is annotated as selenoprotein V. Gene Ontology annotation, cellular component: cytosol. NCBI's taxonomy places the organism in Eukaryota, Metazoa, Chordata, Mammalia, Carnivora, Herpestidae. Gene Ontology annotation, biological process: response to selenium ion. The record is from RefSeq and is a predicted model, not a curated record. The transcript is spliced from 6 exons.
CUCUCCCCGCCGGAGGAAGGAGGACUGGGCGGGAUCCCAACCCCGGACCCCUCCUUUCCCCCAUGAACGACCAGGCGCGGGCCCCCAACCCCUCCCGGGCCCGGGGCUUGGCCUUGGCCCGGGCUUCGACCCCGGUCAGGUCCUCGAUCCCGGUCCGCAUCCCAGCUCCUGCCAGGGCCUCGGCCCCAGCGCGGACCCGGAAUCCGGCCCGGAUCCCGACCCGGGUCCGGGCCCCGAAUCCUGCCCAGACGCCGACCCCGGUCCGGGCCCCGAAUCCCGCCCAGACGCUGACCCCGGCCCGGGCCGCGAAUCUCGUUCAGACCCCAACCUCCGCUGGGACCCCAACUCCCGUCCAGGCCCCGGCCUCAGCCUGGACCCCCUCUCUCCUCCAGACUCCGACUCCGGUCCAGACUCCAACCGCAGUCUGGACCCGGACUUCUGUCCAGCCCCCGACGCUCGUCCAGACCCCAACUUCCGUAGGGACUUCGACCCCGGUCCGGAUCCUGGCUCCCGUAGAGAUUUCCACCCGGGGCCAGACGCCCACUCCAAACUGGACCCCGACUCAGGCCGGGAUCCCAGCCCCAACCUCAUCCCCAGUCGGGGUCCCGAUCACAGCCGCGGUCCCUGCCUCGGAAUCCUUCCCGAACUCGGCCUCACUUUUGGAUUCACUCUCAGACUUGGCUUCGGAGCCUGCUGCGUCGCCAGACAAGGAUCUUUCACGGACGCCCGGGGCGAAGCACUUACCAUCAGUCACCAAUGGAUUCGGGUCCCCCCAAGAGCCCCUUCCUGCCCUCGCUCCAAAGGCCACUGAUUUGCUGGGGCCCAUCCUUGGAUCAACCUCAACGGCAGACCCAUCGGCUGCCAAGGUGAUGGAUUCCACUCUCGAUUUUAUUCCGCCGCCCAUCCUGGAGUCCGACCCCUUCGCCAGCACUUUCACCUCCACCUUCGAGAACAUCCCAGAGGACAGCAAGAUCCUGAUUAGAGUGGUCUACUGCGGCCUCUGAAGCUAUAGCCUGCGGUACAUUCUACUGAAAAGGAGUCUGGAGCUGCAGUUUCCAAAUUGUCUCCGCUUUGAGGAGGAAAGAUCUGUCCAGGCUUCAGGGGAGUUUGAAGUGUUUGUGGAUGGCAAACUGGUCCAUUCAAAGAAGAGAGGUGAUGGCUUUGUGGAUGAGGCCAGGCUGCAGAAAAUUAUGAGCAGUAUCCAUGAGGAGAUCAGGAGAAAGGAGGUGCCUCAGCAGGAUGCCGAGAAGGGCUGAAAUGUUGCCAAGUCAGGUCCUUUUCUAAUGGUGGCUGGGGCAAGUCGGGGAGAGGUGAAGGGGGCAAUAAAUACAGUCCGCCUCUCUGC